CUAUACACAUCAUAUAGCUUUACGUUCUUCCCUCUCUUCACGUAGCUGCAAAAACUCGCGUCUCGUGCACGGAUCGUGCGGCGUUUACAAAUUCCUUUCGCAAGCGUUAAAAUCAAAGCACAAGUGUUAAAAGGAUUGUGAAUUUGCUGUGUGCGUGAGGAUUAUCAAUACCAUUGCAUCGCAGGAUAUCAGGAAGGGAUUUUGCGUUUCGUUCGCUUCAACUUUUCGUUGUCAUUGUGAUUUAGGAUGAAGCUGCUGCGUUCAGCAUCAUUGCUGGCCCUAGUGUUGCUGCUGGCCAUCAGCGCACGCGCCGAAGAAGAAAAAGCCGCCGAAACCAAAUCCGCUGAGCCCGCGAAAGAAGGUGCCGAGAAAGCCUCUGCCGCCGACGAUAGCGAGAGCACCAAAACCAAACGUGGUCUACAUCAUUUCGAGGAUUAUCACCAUUCGUACCAUCAUCCCAUUCAUGAGGAGAAAACAUUGACCAUUAUCAAGAAAGUGCCAGAGCCUUACCCGGUUGAAAAGAUUGUGCACGUACCCGUCGAGAAGCAUAUACCAGUGCCGAUUAAGGUCAAAGUGCCCAAACCAUAUCCCGUGGUCAAGCAUAUACCUUAUGAGGUGAAGGAAAUCGUAAAGGUGCCACAUGAAGUGCCCGCCCCCUAUCCAGUUGAGAAGAAGGUGCCCUAUCCAGUACACGUACACUAUGAUCGUCCAGUGCCCGUGAAAGUUUACGUACCCGCUCCCUACCCAGUUGAAAAGAAGGUGCAUGUGCCAGUGAAAGUUCAUGUGCCCGCUCCCUAUCCAGUUGAGAAGAAGGUGCAUGUGCCAGUAAAGGUGGAAGUUAAGGUUGAGAAACCAUACCCAGUUGAGAAGAUCGUGCACUAUCCAGUCAAGGUGCAUGUCGACAAACCUGUACCUUAUCAUGUAGAAAAACCAGUACCAUACCAUGUGGAGAAACCAGUGCCAGUGCCAGUUAUCAAGAAGGUGCCCGUUCCAGUACAUGUACCCUAUGAUAACCCCGUGCCUGUGCACGUUGACAAACCAGUACCAUAUGAAGUGAAAGUGCAUGUGCCAGCACCUUACCCAGUUAUCAAGGAAAUCCCAGUCAAGGUUGAAAAACAUGUGCCCUACCCAGUCAAGGUACCAGUCGAGAAACCAGUGCCCGUUCACAUUGAAAAACACGUACCCGUCUACCAUGAGAAACACAUCUCCUAUAAGGAACCCGUUUUCGUGCACAAGGAAAUCCAUGAACACGAGCCCGUCCAUCACCAUGAAGAAUAUCAUGAAGAGAGCCACGACUUUGGUGGUCAUGAGGUGGAAUCAUAUGGCGAAUACGAACAUGAGGAGCAUGAAUACUAAUAUGGCAAUUCUAUCUCUCUCCAUCUCUCUCACUCAUAUACCUCAUUCACACAUAAUGCCCAUAUGCCUUUGCCUUGCUCUCCGUCUACGUAAACUCCGUCACACGUCUGCUCCUUCCCUCUCUCUCCCUCUUUCUUUCGUUACAGCAUUGAGAAAAAGUUGUGAAUAAAGACCUUUGAACACUCGACGUUCAGACGAACCAGAGAGAAAGCGAGCUAAAGGAUAUGGAUGAUGCGACUCGAAAGACGAAAAAUAUGAAAAGUGAGAUGAAUUGAGAAAAAUUUACCGUAACCGCGUGAUCGUGAUAAUGGAACGUUUUGGAACUCGAAUUAGGCGAAACGUUUUGGAAUUUGAGAAACACGUACUACACACACAUAAACAUAACUGAUCUUUUACCAAUUAUUAUUAUUAUUAUUAUUUUUAUUUGUUUCGUGUUUUUUUUUUUUUUGUUUUUUUUCGUAUGUACAUUUAUGAUUGCGAUUUUAGUUUAAGCCAUAAUUUUUUAUGCAAACUCAACAUUAACAAACUUUUUUACAUACAUAUAAAUAGUUGUAAGUGUUUUUUAAGCAGUUUUCAAGUUGUACAAAGGAAUAUAUGACACAAUAUUCCGACCAUCAGUGAUAUUUGGCGCCGUUGAGACACGUCCAACAGGGUGGGGUUCCUGUGACAUGGCCAAUCGCGUCCUCCGCACACCACCAGCACAUUCAACAGUUUGUGAACACAAUCCUAAAAACACUUGCUCUACUCUGGGCGCAUGUGGAAUAUUUUGGAGCUGCAGUCGCAAAUGGAGCGUUGCCGGUGGCGUUCGAGUUCGUUCGUUAAGUGAUAAAUGAUCUUGUUGUUGUUUUGAGUUAAUUUACUCCCAUUGGAGGUAAUAUGUAUACGAAUAUAUUGCAUAUGUAUAUUUGUAUAUGUAGCUAUGUAUGUAUGUAAGCUAUAAGUCUUAGCUAAUGCGAAUGCGUAAAAGACUUGCAAGUGAUUCAAUAUGAGAUUCCCUUUAAUGCUACUUAUAUAUAUAAGAGUAUAACUGUAUAUGUAUAUGUUUGUAAAUAUAUGUAAACAUUUCUCUUAGCGAAGUAAUAGUGUUAAUCGUGCUGUAAUAUUGCAAUAUAUAUUUUUAAUGAUUUUAUAAUUACAUUAUUACUUAGCAAAAUAUGCAACACAUACCUGCAAAGAUUUAUAUGCAAUAUUCUUAUACGCAAAUUGAAUACAACUUACAUACAUACCACUUAUAUAUAAUAUAUAAAUACAUAUCAUAAUCUUCGAUAUUCGUAUUAAACAGAGAAUAAAUCAAAACAAAAAAAAGAAACAAAAAAUAAAAAAUAAAAAAAUUAGCUUAAGUGAUGCUCCUGUGUGAGUUAGUGUGACCGUAUUGUAUUAUUUUUUAAUUAAAUUUUUAAUUUUUAGUUUAUGAUUUUUUAUACGAACUUAUUAUGCUGCGAGAACAAAAGCUAAGCAAAAAACUUACUAAAAAUAUGUAACAAAAAAAACACAAAAAAUAUAAAAAACAAAACAUACUCUUUACUACUACCAAAUAACUGAUAAAACGUAUGAAAAUGUGUAAAUUGUUGAUGUAAUGUUGAGAUGUGAAAUAA
Anastrepha ludens (Mexican fruit fly) is the source of this 2951-nucleotide messenger RNA. It is a transcript of the gene Vajk1, whose product is annotated as mantle protein. The coding region runs from base 247 to 1356 and encodes 369 amino acids. The transcript is spliced from 3 exons. The record is from RefSeq and is a predicted model, not a curated record. Lineage: Eukaryota; Metazoa; Arthropoda; Insecta; Diptera; Tephritidae.